Messenger RNA from Pistacia vera, 1010 nucleotides. Its product is annotated as GDSL esterase/lipase At5g62930. The transcript is spliced from 7 exons. Bases 139 to 819 code for a protein of 226 amino acids. Gene Ontology annotation, molecular function: hydrolase activity, acting on ester bonds. The record is from RefSeq and is a predicted model, not a curated record. NCBI's taxonomy places the organism in Eukaryota, Viridiplantae, Streptophyta, Magnoliopsida, Sapindales, Anacardiaceae.
CUCAGACCAGACCAGACAAAAGAGUACGGGGAAAGCAGUUAAAAAGAUGCGCGACACAGGGUCGUUGCAACUCAUUUGUUCUCAAGAUCUAAGCUCUACAGCCUAUAGAGUCCAAGCCUAUAUACACGUAAACAAAAAAUGAGGCCAGAAAUAGUGUUAUUUGGAGAUUCAAUAACAGAGCAGACUUUCAGAUCAGGUGGUUGGGGUUCAUCUCUUGCUGACACUUACUCUCGCAAGGCUGAUGUGUUAGUUCGUGGUUAUGGUGGUUACAAUACUAGAUGGGCAUUGUUCUUGUUACAUCACAUAUUCCCUCUGGACAAUAAAAAACCUCCAGCGGUCACCACAAUUUUCUUUGGGGCUAAUGAUGCAGCCCUUCUUGGGAGAACGAGUGAAAGGCAGCAUAUUCCUGUGGAAGAGUACAAGGACAAUCUCAGAAAAAUAGUUCAGCAUUUGAAGGAAUGCUCCCCCACCAUGCUAGUUGUGCUUAUUACUCCACCACCAAUCGAUGAGGCAGGGCGUAAAGAAUAUGCACAUUCCAUAUAUGGUGAGAAAGCUAUGAAAGAGCCUGAAAGGACAAAUGAAGUGGCAGGAGUUUAUGCAAGACAGUGUGUUGAGCUGGCCAAGGACCUGGGAAUCCCUGCCAUUGAUUUGUGGUCCAAAAUGCAGGAAACAGAGGGUUGGCAGAAAAAAUUCCUCAGUGACGGGUUGCACCUGACGCCAGAAGGCAAUGCAGUGGUUCACCAAGAAGUUGUGAGAGUUUUGAAAGAAGCAUGGUUUUCUCCUGAGCAAAUGCCAUAUGAUUUUCCUCACCAUCAGUAAUUGAUGGAAAACACCCUGAGAAAGCUUUCCAACUGCAAUGCUCUCAGAAUUUCGUCAAGAAAGGCUUGGAAAUUUGUUCUCUCGUUUAAUUUUUCUAUUUGAUGAAAAGAUUUGGAAAUCAUGGUAAUGUUGUCCUGUAUUAUUCCACAAUGAAAAAGUAUUGGCCUUCUUGCUUUUUCUUUGAUAUUGAU